This is a messenger RNA of Spea bombifrons (plains spadefoot toad), 2164 nucleotides long. It is a transcript of the gene INPP5A, whose product is annotated as inositol polyphosphate-5-phosphatase A. NCBI's taxonomy places the organism in Eukaryota, Metazoa, Chordata, Amphibia, Anura, Pelobatidae. Gene Ontology annotation, biological process: phosphatidylinositol dephosphorylation. Bases 516 to 1754 code for a protein of 412 amino acids. Gene Ontology annotation, molecular function: inositol-polyphosphate 5-phosphatase activity. The transcript is spliced from 16 exons. The record is from RefSeq and is a predicted model, not a curated record.
CUGCCCCGGGUCCCCGUGCUCGGCUGUGUCCCCGCGGCCCUGCGGGAGGAGCUGUGAGAGCAGGACACCCAGUGCCUGGAGCGCCCGGGCCCGCGCAGCCUCCUGUCCCCCCGGAGUAGCCAGCAGGCGCCGCCGCAGCACAAACUCCUCCUCCCGUAAUCCCUCCCUCCUCGUCCUCCUAGAGAGAGAGAGAAACUUGCUCGGGGUUUAACCACAAGGCAGCGGGAACUUUCCCAGGGCUGACCGGUCAUGGCUGCAUCUGCUCCGGCGAGCCAGUGGAUCUAGAGCGGCUGGAAGGAUCCGGGAUAUGUGCACUGUACUACGGCCGGGCAAUAACCUGUAACUAGCGCCCUAUGAGCUGCCGCUAACCGGUGGGGGCCAGAGGAGCCCCCCGAUCAUUAUUUUAUCCGAUCUGAGAUUUUAGCCGUGCGAGAAGGGACUUUAUCCCCGCGGGUUUCCUCGUCUUGUAACGUUCCCCGUACUGUACAUCUCUGCGCGCUUCACAUCGGGGCAGGAUGGCGAUGAAGACAGCUGCCCCCGGCACCGGGAUCCUGCUGGUGACAGCCAACGUGGGGACCCUGUUUGAUGAUACAGAAAACUUACAAAAGAGCUGGCUUCGAGAAUUUUACCAGACUGUGCAUGCCCAGAAGCCACAGUUUUUAUCUUUGCACUGUCAAGAAGUUGGUGGAAAGAAUUAUGAAGCUUCCAUGUCGCAUGUUGACAAAUUAGUCAAAGAUCUGCUGUCAAGUGACGCAAUGAAGGAAUACAACAGAGCUCGCGUUUACCUAGAUGAGAACUACAAGUCCCAGGAAAACUUCACUGCACUCGGAAGUUUCUACUUUAUUCACGAGUCUCUAAAGAAUGUGUACCAGUAUGACUUCAAAGCAAAAAAGUACAGAAAAGUUACUGGUAAAGAGAUCUAUUCGGACACAUUAGAAAGCACUCCGAUGUUGGAAAAAGAAAAGUUCCCACAGGAGUUCUUUCCAGAGAGUAAAUCAUCUAGGAAAGGCUUUAUUCGAACGCGAUGGUGUAUUACAGACUGUGCCUUUGACUUGGUAAACAUCCAUCUUUUCCACGAUGCUUCCAAUUUAAUUGCUUGGGAAUCCAGCCCUUCUAUCUACUCAGGAAUACGGCAGAAGGCUCUUAGUUAUGUUCUUAAUAGUAUUACAGAUCAUCGAUACGAAAAAGUACCUUUCUUUAUUUUUGGAGAUUUUAACUUUCGACUGGAUUUAAAAUCAGUGGUAGAGACACUUUGUGCGAAAAUGACAAUGCAAACUGUACAUGCAACAGACACUAACGCAGUAGAUAAGCUGAUUUUCUGCGAAUCAGAGAAUGACCGCAAGGUUGUACUCCAAAUAGAAAAGAAGUUAUUCGAUUAUUUUAAUCAAGAGGUUUUUAGAGAUAACAAUGGCACUGCGCUUUUAGAAUUUGACAAGGAGUUGUCUGUCUUUAAAGACAGAUUGUAUGAACUGGAUAUCACAUUUCCACCCAGUUAUCCAUACAGCGAAGACAGCAGUCAAGGAAAGCAAUACAUGAAUACACGAUGUCCAUCAUGGUGUGAUCGAAUCCUAAUGUCACAUUUGGCUAAAGAACUUCUUUUGAAGUCUGAAAAUGAUGAACGAAUAGUGACUUAUGACAGCAUUGGGCCAAAUAUCUGCAUGGGGGACCACAAGCCUGUCUUCCUGUCCUUCCGAAUAGCCUCAGGGGCAGGUAAAGCCAAUGCUCAUGUGCACAAGUGUUGUAUCGUGCAGUGAUGUGGUGGAAAAAGAUGCCAGCACAAUGAGAAGAUAUAUCGGGAGACCACAUUGUGAGGACGCUAGCAGUACAGCAGUAAAUCAGCCUCCAUUUUACAAAAGGGCAGAUGAAAACAACUUCUAACAGCCACAUUUGUAAAUUAUGGAUCCUCCACUAUAGACUUUAAUAUCCCGAGAAGUCUCACAUACCUCACUUUCUUGUACGGUCAUAUAACAUCUGUUAGAAAAUAUAUAUAUAUAUUCUUUUAGUUUGGUAAUUUUAAUUCACUGUUGUGUUGCCAAAAUCCCAUAUCAAACUAUACAAAUCUAUACACAAAAACGAAAAGUGAGAAUACGGCACUCCAGUUAUGAGGUGGUGCACAAGCCAGUGUACCACCAGUCCCUCAAAUAUAUGGAAUAAAGAAGCAGAG